AUGGUUUAUAUUUAUAUCUUUCUGAAAGAAUCUCAUGUCUCUUUGAUAUCUCAGCUUAUGACAGAGACUAGUCGAGAGGGCCUGACUGAAGCAGCAUUGAACCGCUACAAUGCAGAUAAACCCUCGUUGUACAGCUUCCCUGCUUCCCAGAGCACCUAUGUUGCCAGUGAAGUUUCCACAGGCACCUCAGUGGCAGCGUCUUUUUUUGCCAGAGCUGCUCAGAAACUGAACCUGUCUUCCAAAAAGAAGAAGCACAGGCCUUCUGCAUCACCUGUUCCUGAAUCUCCUCUCUUCUCUACCAGCUUCAGCAGUAUCCUUCAGACUUCCCCACCUCCUGCACCACCAUGUUUGUUAAGGGCAAUCAGCAAAGUGAAAGACACCCCUGGUUUGGGCAAGGUCAAAGUCAUGGUGCGCAUUUCUUCCACGCUUGCCAGAGACACGUCUGAGUCCAGCUCUUUCUUAAAAGUUGACCCUCGUAAGAAGCAAAUCACACUGUAUGACCCGUUGGCCUGCGGAGGUCAGAGUGCUUUCCAGAAAAGGGGCAACCAGGUUCCACCCAAGAUGUUUGCUUUCGAUGCAGUUUUCCCCCAAGAUGCAUCGCAGGCUGAAGUAUGUGCUGGAACUGUGGCUGAGGUGAUCCAGUCUGUGGUCAAUGGGGCAGAUGGCUGUGUGUUCUGCUUUGGCCAUGCCAAGCUUGGGAAGUCAUACACCAUGAUCGGGAAGGAUGAUUCCAUGCAAAACCUUGGCAUAAUCCCUUGUGCCAUCUCCUGGCUCUUCAAGUUGAUUAAUGAACGCAAAGAGAAGACAGGAGCCCGCUUCUCGGUCCGAAUUUCUGCAGUGGAAGUGUGGGGGAAAGAAGAAAAUCUGAGAGAUCUGUUGUCAGAAGUGGCUACUGGCAGCCUGCAAGAUGGCCAGUCCCCAGGUGUCUACCUUUGUGAAGACCCCAUUUGUGGCAUGCAGCUUCAGAAUCAGAGCGAGCUCCGCGCCCCUACGGCAGAGAAGGCCGCCUUCUUCCUCGACGCCGCCAUUGCCUCACGUCGCAGCAGCCAACGGGACUGCGACGAGGAGGAUCACCGCAAUUCCCACAUGCUCUUCACUCUGCACAUCUACCAGUACCGCAUGGAGAAGAGCGGCAAAGGCGGAAUGUCUGGAGGUCGCAGCCGCUUGCACCUUAUUGACCUGGGUAGCUGCGUGAAAGUGCUCAGCAAAAACCGGGAGGGAAGCUCUGGCCUUUGUCUCUCGUUGUCAGCGCUGGGCAAUGUCAUCCUUGCCCUCGUCAAUGGAAGCAAACACAUCCCAUACAAAGACAGCAAGCUCACUAUGUUGCUUCGGGAGUCCUUGGGGAAUAUGAACUGCCGCACCACAAUGAUAGCUCACAUUUCAGCCGCAGCGGGGAACUACGCCGAGACGCUGUCCACCAUCCAGAUUGCAUCAAGGGUCCUCAGGAUGAAGAAAAAGAAAACUAAGUACACAUCAAGUUCUUCUGGAGGGGAGAGCUCUUGUGAGGAGGGCAGGAUGCGGAGGCCAACCCAGCUGAGGCCUUUCCAUUCUAGAAACACUGCUGACCCAGACUUCCCUAUUUUGCAUUUAUCAAGUGAUCCUGAUUAUUCAUCCAGCAGUGAGCAGUCGUGUGACACGGUGAUUUACGUUGGCCCCAAUGGCACUGCCCUUUCUGAUAAGGAACUGACAGAUAAUGAGGGUCCUCCUGACUUUGUUCCCAUAGUUCCUGCUCUGCAAAAGACUAAAAACGAGGGCAGGUUGGAGGAAGUUAGUGAAUCAGGGCCCAGCACAUCUGAAAGAGACUGCCUGAAGUGCAACACCUUUGCAGAGCUCCAGGAGAGGCUGGAUUGCAUAGAUGGCAGUGAAGAGACUGACAAAUUUCCCUUUGAAGAGAUGCCUGCUCAAUUUACCUCAGACCAGAUGUCUAAGUGCUCUGUCUCAAGCCAGCUGGCAGAGUUUAGCCACUUACCAGAGUCAGAUAAGGAAGAUAUGAUGCCAGAAUGUCAGCAUCCUGAUAGAGAAGCCAAGGAAAAUAUAAAUGCAACACCCAGCAAAACUAAGAGAAAUCACUCCCCUGUCCCUUCUGGAGCUCUUACUAAUGUUUCAACCCCUUCUUCUCCCAGGAGUGUGACAGGCAGCUCUAGUAAAGAGCUUAGCUCUUGUCAGUUAGCACACAGCACCAGCUUGCAGAGCAGCAGAGAAGGUCUCAACACCUGUGGAUUUGUGGAAGGCAAACCUCGGCCAAUGGGUUCGCCCCGGCUUGGCAUUGCAAGCCUCUCGAAGACAUCUGAGUACAAGCCACCAACUUCUCCUUCCCAGAGGUGCAAGGUCUAUACACAGAAAGGAGUCUUGCCCAGCUCCAAUCCCCCACCAGCUCCCCUGAGUAAGGAUACUGGCAUGACAUCUAGUGAAUCUUUAUUGCAGCCAGAAAUCCGGACCCCACCUGUAGGCAUGAGCCCUCAGAUCAUGAAGAAGUCUGUGUCCUCCAGCAAUGGGGAUUUUGAAGAGACCGUUCUUGAUGAAGAUCGGCACCAAAGCAUUUCUCCAGAAUCCAAGAAAGAGAUUCUGAGCACCACCAUGGUGACUGUGCAGCAGCCGUUAGAGCUGAAUGGAGAGGACGAGCUUGUGUUCACCCUUGUAGAAGAGCUAACCAUUAGUGGAGUCCUUGACAAUGGGCGCCCAACCAGUAUCAUCAGUUUUAACAGUGACUGUUCUGUGCAGGCUUUGGCCUCUGGGUCUAGGCCAGUCAGUAUUAUCAGCAGCAUAUCUGAAGAUCUGGAAUGUUACUCCAGUGCAGCUCCUGUGUCUGAAGUCAGCAUCACACAGUUCCUUCCACUUCCAAAGUUGGGCCUAGAUGACAAAUGCCAGGAUGAUGGCAGCAGGCGCUCAUCCAUCAGCUCAUGGUUGAGUGAGAUGAGCACAGGGAGCGAUGGUGAACAGUCGUGCCACAGCUUCAUAGCUCAGGCGUGCUAUGGGCAUGGGGAAGCAAUGGCAGAACCCCCUGUCUCCGAGUUUGCGAGCACCUUACAAAGUGCUAGCAUGAUUUGUGUAAGUGACAAACAGAAGCCAGUGACUGACAACAUGCUCAUACUGUCAGAAAUGGGGGAGGAAGCUUUCGGCAAAGUGCCACCCAUCAAAGGCUGUAAAAUAUCAGCUCUAGGGAAAACUACUGUCACAAUCAAAAACACUGCAAGCCUCAGCAGCUGUGAAGGCUACAUCCCAAUGAAGACAAACAUUACCGUAUAUCCAUGUAUUGCCGUUAAUCCCUUCAAAGCACAAGACACUGAUGAUGCUGUACCAGCAGUAACUGCAGACCCAAAAGUUGCUCAUCCCCAUGAUGGGAAAGAAUCCAAUGCUAAGAAGGAUAUCAAAUUUGAAGACCCUUGGAUGAAGAGAGAAGAAGAUGUAAAAAAGGACAGCUCUGGGAGCAGUGAUGGGACAAGACCUGACAUGGCUGCAGUUUCAGACAAGCCUGAGCACAGCACAAAGCAGUCCUCAGUGGACAGGUUUAGCAGCAGCAGUGGGGACACCUCUAUCUCUCCAGGAUCUGACAGUCUAAAGAGGAUUGUGGAUGGGUGUGAGGUGGCAGCAUCCAACUCUGCAACCCAAAGCCCUGUUCAUUCCAGUGACGGCUUGAAGAAUGGAAGCCUCCCUCGAGGGCUCCUGAAGGCAAGCAAGCCGGAGGAGCCUGACAGUCACCUCCAUCCUACUGCUACGGACAGCAGCGGAAUCGGCUCUCCUGCCCUCCCCCUGUUUUCUAAGACUAGCCUUGACAAGAAAAUAGCCUCUCCCAAACACUGUGUCCUCACUCGUCCCAAAGGGACCCCUCCUCUGCCACCGGUGAGAAAGUCAAGCUUGGAUCAGAAGAACAGAGCCAGCCCCCAGCACAGCGCAGCCAGCAGCACCACGAGCAGCCCCUCCAGCCAGCCCGGGUCCUUCCUGGCCAGCUUCCCCGAGGAGCUGAAUGCCAAACAGAAGGGCUCUGCCAUUGACAGCAGCAGCAACAACAGCAGCAGCAAGCUCUUCAGUGCCAAACUGGAGCAGCUCGCCAGCAGGACCAACUCCCUCGGGAGGUCCACAGGAAGCCACUAUGAGUGUUUGUCGCUGGAAAGAGCAGAAAGCCUAUCCUCUGUGAGCUCCAAAGUGAGCCCUGGCAAAGACACCACCAUGCCUAGGGCUGGAAGGAGCCUCAGCCGCAGUGUCAUGUCCUCACCCACCAACUCGGGCCUUUCCCAGUCGGCAGGUGCCUCCCCGAAAGCCAGCCAGUCGAAGAUCUCCGCAGUCAGCAAGCUCCUGCUGGCAAGUCCCAAGGCCCGCAGCCUGUCUGCCUCUGCCACCAAAACGCUCAGCUUCUCGACCAAGUCUCUGCCGCAGUCCGUAGGGCAGAGCUCCAGUUUGCCACCGAGUGGGAAGAACAUGUCCUGGUCAACACAGUCCCUCAGCAGAAACCGGGGCUCCAGCCUGGCUUCCAAAUUGCCCCUGCGGGCUGUCAACGGGCGGAUCUCCGAGCUGCUCCAAGGGAGCACCAGUGCCAGAGGCUUACAGCUGCGGGGAAGCUCAGAGGCAGACGAGCGCGGGGCCCUUCCUGGAGAUGAGAAGCCAGCUGUUCACGUGCUGCCUUCACCUUACAGCAAGAUCACCCCUCCCCGGAAACCUCACCGCUGCAGCAGUGGUCAUGGGAGCGACAACAGCAGCGUCCUGAGCGGGGAGCUGCCUCCCGCCAUGGGGAAAACAGCCCUCUUCUACCACAGCGGGGGCAGCAGCGGCUACGAGAGCAUGAUGAGGGACAGCGAGGCGACGGGGAGCGCCUCCUCAGCGCAAGACUCCAUGAGCGAGAACAGCAGCUCCGCGAGCGGCAGGUGCCGAAGUCUCAAAAAUCCGAAGAAACGAUCAAAUGCGG
Messenger RNA from Phaethon lepturus (White-tailed tropicbird), 4900 nucleotides. RefSeq names its product kinesin family member 26B (gene KIF26B). Gene Ontology annotation, molecular function: microtubule motor activity; microtubule binding; ATP binding. The annotation marks the transcript as partial. Gene Ontology annotation, biological process: microtubule-based movement. Lineage: Eukaryota; Metazoa; Chordata; Aves; Phaethontiformes; Phaethontidae. The record is from RefSeq and is a predicted model, not a curated record. The transcript has 10 exons.